Pseudogymnoascus verrucosus is the source of this 255-nucleotide messenger RNA. RefSeq lists its product as uncharacterized. Lineage: Eukaryota; Fungi; Ascomycota; Leotiomycetes; Thelebolales; Thelebolaceae. The transcript is spliced from 2 exons. The coding region runs from base 1 to 255 and encodes 84 amino acids. The record is from RefSeq and is a predicted model, not a curated record.
AUGCACGAGAGGAGUGCGUGGACGAAAUAUCUGUUGAGACAUCCAGAGUUCGACUCGCUCGGCAAUCUCCCCCUCGCUCCUCUGAUCCCCAUGAUCCUCACAAUAGAAGCGGUCAUCCCUGUGAUUCCGGAGGGGGGGUGGGGCGAUCAGGGAACAAAAGGAACGGCGGAGCGAAAGUUUUGCAUCCGCAACGAUCUCGCGACGAUCACUUCCAGGAAGCGCCGGCACUUCCAAGGUGACAAUCCCCCCGUCUAG